This is a messenger RNA of Clunio marinus, 2287 nucleotides long. NCBI's taxonomy places the organism in Eukaryota, Metazoa, Arthropoda, Insecta, Diptera, Chironomidae. The record is from the annotation of a GenBank genome assembly.
UGUUAAAUAUGGUUGUAAAAAGCAUUGUUAUAAAACAAUAUAAUCAAUCUUAUGCCUUGAAGUGUUGAAUUUCAGAUAAGUUUACAAAUAUUUUCAUGCUUUAAAUCAGUUUUAAAUGCCACUUUAUAAAUAAAUUAGCAACCUACUUAUCUAUUUUAAACUAAUUAAAGAAAUUACAAAUCUAUCAUUUCAGAUAUUUUCUUAAAAGUUUCACAAGAUAAGAAAAAAAGGGUUGAGAAUUAACAACAAGAUGGGACUAUACUUAGUGCUGAUGUUUGUUUUAAAACAAUUAUCAAUAGCUGUUUGCCUCAAAGAACUUAAAAUUUUUGUUCCUGAAGCAGUCAUUAUGGGCAACGCAGCUACCCUCUCUUGUCAAUAUGAUUUGGAUAAUGCAAGUCUUUAUUCAGUCCGAUGGUACUUUGAAAGCGAAGAGUUUUAUCGUUUUGUUCCAAAAGAAGCGCCACCUGCUAGAACGUUUCCAGUAUCAGGAAUAAAUGUUGAUUUGACACAUUCCGAUGCUACUUCAGUGACAUUGCGAGGUGUAACAAGAGACUUGACAGGACAAUUUCAAUGUGAAGUUUCAGAGGAUGCUCCAUUAUUUCACACAGAUAUCCGAACAGCUGUAAUGCAAGUAAUAGAAUUACCAAAUGAAGAGCCACGGAUGAUUGUGGAGAAGAAAACUCUAUUGGCAAAUGAUAAUUUGAAAGCAACAUGUACUGUUGGCACAUCUUUCCCUGCUGCAAAUAUAACGUGGUACAUUAACAAUAAAAAAGUCAAUAAACUACCUUUUCAAAGAAUUCAAUAUCGAUCAUUUGAAGGUACACCAACUUAUUCCGCACUUGAACUCUUUCCUCAUUGUCCCAUACUACAAGAAAUUUAUCAAAAUCCUGCACCAUUUACAAAUGUCGUCACGGUGUCUUGCGAAAUAACAAUUUUUCAUAUUUACCAUAAAAAUCUUCAACAACGUAUAUUGUUGGCAGAUAUGUCAAGUACAGUUUCACCUAAUAUCUUAGGAUGGGAUGGGACAAAAGGAAAAAAGAAUGGAGACCCUGACAAUUCGGCUCUAACCGGAGCUUCAGGUUAUUCAAUCAAAAACGGAAAACCGAUAUUAUUUAUGAUUAUAUCAUCAAUUUCUUUCCUCCUAUAUAAUCUUUUGUUCUCAAUAUGAUCAAUAUAAAACUCUAAGAAAAAAGAAAUAGAAAAUGUAUUUGUAAAUAAUAUUGUUAAGCAUAACAUUUUUAUUGACGACAGUGUCAAGGUAUAUUUCUAAGAACCUUAACACCAGCAACCAUCAAAAUAAAUUAGUUUAGAGCUCAUAGCGAUAAUAUGAAAUGAAACAUACAUUACUUAAAUACACAUUUAGGUUUGAUUCAAGAUAAUUAAUACAGCAGUUCUAUGAUACAAAAGACACAUUUUAUAUAAGCUACAUUGCUUUAUGCUCAAAAUUUAAUUUGAUAAAGCAAUUUAAAUAGAAACGCGUUGAACAGUUACGGAAGAAAAAGAAAACAUAUUUUCUCUCUUGUGAAACCAAAACAUCCAAGCAUAUUGCUUGUCAGAUUUUUUCUAUCGAUUUUGUUUAUUCAAAAAAAAGGAAAGUAAUAAACUUUUUGAAAAAUUGAUAAUUCAAUUAUCUAUCUAGAGUUUUCCAGAAUAUCCCUAAUAUAUUUUAAAAACAGUUUCUAAGCUCUAGGUGGAAUAAAUUUUUUGGCAUGAAGAUAAGAAUAAAAAAUGGACGAAAGAAUUUUUCAUACACAUAAGCAUCAAACAUGAAUGUGUGUAAAAACUCAAACUUAUAUGCAAUUAUGAACAUAAAUAGACUUUGUUGUAAGAUCGCUUCAUUCCCACGAGAAAGUAAAUUUUCUAAACGAUAAUUGAUGUUGAUAAAAUAAGCAACAUGUGAAGUUAAAAUAUAUUCUAUCUCGUUAUAUUUUUUAUCAUGUUAAAGAGAUACCUACAUGAAAUAAAAAGCCUUUUUUAUGAUGAUUCAACUGAAAAUCUUUCAAAAUUCUCAGCUCAAAUCUAUUAAGCUUCAUUUUCAUAGAUUGAUUAUCUGCAACAUUGUAAUUUAAAGAUCACAUGGAUUUUAUAAAAACAUAUUAAAAUUAAUGAUUUUUUUAUAAUUACCAAAACAAGAUUAUUCAAAUGUACAAAGUCAGAUAAGAUUGUAUAAAGAAAACGAAUAUUUGUUAUGAACGUUAACUGUAAACGAAGGAUGUGUUUGAUAAUAAGUCAACUUAUAAUUAAUAUGACGUAAAAUAAAGAACACUAUAAAAUAAUUAUUCCAUAA